AGUAUUUGAAUUGGUAUGAUACUAGAAAAGGAUGCUAAUGAGAAGCUUAAGGGUCCAAAUGCACCAAUUGUUGGUCUGAUUUUGCAGAGGAGUCACAUUGUUACUGGGGAUGAGAGUCAGUAUGUGGCUGUGAUUAUGGAAUUGGAGGCAAAAGGGGCUAAAGUGAUUCCAAUUUUCGCCGGUGGGCUUGACUUUUCAGGGCCUGUGGAGAGGUAUUUGAUUGAUCCAAUCACGAAGAAGCCGUUUGUGCAUUCAGUGAUAUCACUUACUGGUUUUGCACUUGUCGGGGGGCCAGCCAGGCAGGAUCAUCCCAGGGCUGUUGAGGCACUGAGGAAGCUUGAUGUGCCUUAUAUUGUUGCAUUGCCUCUGGUAUUUCAGACAACUGAGGAAUGGUUGAAUAGUACCUUGGGGCUUCACCCAAUUCAGGUAGCUUUGCAAGUUGCUCUGCCAGAGCUAGAUGGAGGCAUGGAGCCCAUUGUUUUUGCCGGUCGGGAUCCUAGAACAGGAAAAUCACAUGCUCUGCACAAGAGGGUGGAGCAACUUUGUACUAGAGCAAUCAGAUGGGGUGAAUUGAAGAGAAAAUCAAACGUAUAUUUGCAUUUGUGCUAA
Molecule: messenger RNA, 609 nt
Organism: Quercus robur (English oak)
Lineage: Eukaryota; Viridiplantae; Streptophyta; Magnoliopsida; Fagales; Fagaceae
Product: magnesium-chelatase subunit ChlH, chloroplastic-like
Exons: 2
Coding region: 16-609 (197 amino acids)
Biological process (GO): biosynthetic process
Cellular component (GO): chloroplast
Source: RefSeq, a predicted model, not a curated record